Molecule: messenger RNA, 891 nt
Organism: Eruca vesicaria subsp. sativa (arugula)
Lineage: Eukaryota; Viridiplantae; Streptophyta; Magnoliopsida; Brassicales; Brassicaceae
Source: the annotation of a GenBank genome assembly
AUGAAUGGGGGCAGGGAAGCUCUUUGCUCAGGAGAGAACCUUCCUCCUGGUUCUUACGAGAUAAAGCAGCUUGGGAAAGAGGAGAUCCUCGCACCCCAUACCAACUUCUGCACAAUAUGUUGCAAGAUUUUCAAGCGAGACUCCAACCUGAGGAUGCACAUGAGAGGUCACGGCGAUGAGUACAAAACUCCUGCCGCUCUCCCUAAAUCACCGAACAAAGAAACCCUACCCGGGUCUGAGCCGAUGCUGAUCAAGAGAUACUCUUGCCCAUUCCCCGUUUGCCAACGUAACAAGGAUCACAAGAAGUUCCAGACUUUGAAGACCAUACUAUACGUGAAGAACCAUUAUAAACGCACACACUGCGACAAGAGCUUCACUUGCAGCCGCUGCCAUGCCAAGAAAUUCUCUGUCGUUGCCGAUCUCAAAAUCCACGAGAAGCACUGCGGGAAAAAGAACUGGCUCUGUUCCUGUGGUACCACAUUCUCACGGAAAGACAAGCUGUUUGGCCACAUUGAUCUCUUCCAGGGACACACUCCUGCCAUCCCACUUGACGAAGCAAAACCUUCAGCUGGUGCAUCUUCGCAGAGAGGUAUCUCUGAUGCCGGGAACAAUCUUGGUUCUGCAACAAAUGCUAAUCAAGAAACCUCACAGCCUGGUUUCAUGCAUGGGAAGAUAAGUUUCGAGGAGUCUUUCUCACUGCUGAGCUUUGAUACAUGCAAUUUUGGAGGGUUCCCACGAUCUAUAUUUGAUGAUUCAGAGACCUCAUUUCAAAUGCUUAUUUCGAGUACAUGUGGUUGCUUGCCCAUCAAUAGGGGUGAUGGCUCUUUUUCAGAUAGUGUCUAUAAGGCAUUUGCCGUAUAUGUUCUAGUUUUUUUUUUUUUUAAGCUUUAG